UAUAAGAAAUUGAGAAUUUUUUUUUUGGUAAGUAGUAAGAAAGCACGUAAGUAAGUAGGCAGCGGCAAAAUAGAUUUACUGACUACUUACUCCAAUUAAUUUUCCCAAAACAGUCAAGGUCCAGACCUAUUUUCUUGCCAGUCGUGGUUCUGGCCUUGAUAUUAGUAUUAUGUCAUGAUGCUUGAUUUUAAAUUACACUAAGUUGCGAAAUUUCAGCUAAUAAUCAUAAUAAAAUAUCAACAAUCUCCAUAGCAUAUUAUAAUUAAUUUUUUAGACAAAAUAAAAAUAAUGAAUUUUAAAUUAACUAACUGCUGCUUCAAGAGCAGAAGAACAAUUGGCUCUCUUCGUUUUUUGUUUACAAGAAACUGUUUAAUGGAAAAAGCCGCUGUUGACAAACAUAAAAUGAAAGGAUGGCAAAUUCAUUCAUACGGUACACUGAAUGAAUUACAAUUUUCUGAUAAAUUAAGAAUUCCUAUUAUUCGUUGUCCGAAUGAAGUACUUGUAAAAGUGACAUCUGCCGGAGUGAAUCCGAUUGACGUAUCUAUGGUUGGAGGAUAUGGUUCCAAAUUAAUAAAUAUUUUAAGGUGUAAUCGUGAAGGUAUUGAGUUCCCCCUAACUUUUGGACGUGAGUUUACAGGAGUCAUUGCGCAGAAAGGUAUGGGAAUUUGCAAGGAUUUGCAGGUUGGUGAUGAAGUUUGGGGUGUUGUCCCUAUUCAAAGACAAGGAAGUCAUUCAGAAUAUACGGUUGUGCCGGACUUUUGUUUAUCGAGAAAACCUGUAAAUUUGAAUCAUAUUGAAGCUGGAUGUUUACUUUAUGCAGGAUUAACAGCUUGGUCUGGUUUGUUUAUUUCCGGUCAACUAGGUGGUGUUGCUGGAGCUCUAAAUUGCGGGAAUACUUGUAGUCAAUCCAAUACAAAAAAAGUUUUAGUUCUAGGUGCAUCGGGAGGGGUAGGUUCGAUUGCUAUUCAAAUUUUACGAGCGGAAAACUCUACAGUUAUAGCUACUUGUUCUACAGAUGCAAUACCUCUUGUUAAAAACCUUGGAGCCCAACAUGUUAUUGAUUAUUCAGAUCAAACACAAUUAAAACAAUUAGCAGAUUUUAGCCCAUACGAUAUAAUUUUAGAUUGUGCUGGAUUAGGCCCAAAAUACGCUGGGCAUUUCGAUUGGCAAUUUAAAAGUUUUGUUACAUUUUCAUCUCCACUUUUAAAAAAUGUCGAUGAGUCUGGAAUAGGCUUGGGAAUGUUAAAAAAUUUUAUUGAAUUGAUAGAAUCGAAUUCAAAAACAUUGUCAUUAAGGCAAGGAUGCGUUAAAUGGGGUUAUUUUGUACCAGCUCCACAAGGAAUUGAAUACUUGAAAAAACUGAUUGAAAGGAAAAAGUUGUUACCACAAAUAGAUUCAACAUUUAAUUUCGAAAAUACGAAGGAGGCCUAUGAAAAAGUUAGUCACGGACAUUUGCGUGGAAAAGUAGUGAUAGAUUUUAUUAAUGAAAAAAAAAAUAGUCAAUGAUACGCUAAAUUAUUGAACUUGUAUAAUAAAAGGAAAUUAAUAUAACUGCACAACUUUUUAAAUAAAACUAGUAAAUUUAUUUUUUAUU
Messenger RNA from Condylostylus longicornis, 1594 nucleotides. RefSeq names its product reticulon-4-interacting protein 1 homolog, mitochondrial. The coding region runs from base 289 to 1506 and encodes 405 amino acids. The record is from RefSeq and is a predicted model, not a curated record. Gene Ontology annotation, molecular function: oxidoreductase activity. Lineage: Eukaryota; Metazoa; Arthropoda; Insecta; Diptera; Dolichopodidae. Gene Ontology annotation, cellular component: mitochondrion. The transcript is spliced from 3 exons.